Entelurus aequoreus (snake pipefish) is the source of this 16285-nucleotide messenger RNA. RefSeq names its product ubiquitin protein ligase E3 component n-recognin 4 (gene ubr4). Gene Ontology annotation, molecular function: protein binding; zinc ion binding. The record is from RefSeq and is a predicted model, not a curated record. Bases 21 to 15662 code for a protein of 5213 amino acids. NCBI's taxonomy places the organism in Eukaryota, Metazoa, Chordata, Actinopteri, Syngnathiformes, Syngnathidae. The transcript is spliced from 106 exons.
UUUUUCUAUGGGAUUUCAAGAUGGCGUCGAGCGGAGGAAAUGGGGAACACGAAUGGACAGCGGCGGUGCGACCGCUUUUAUCAGCUUCGUACACCGCUUUCGAAACGAAAGAGCUACCUCAUCUUAUCGGGUCCAUCAUCAACAGUGAAUCGGACAUUCUUCAUCAUGACAAACAGUAUGAGCCGUUCUACUCGUCAUUCGUGGCGCUCUCUGCACAUUACAUCACCACAGUAUGUGGACAAAUACCAAGAAAUCAGUUGCUCUCGGUGGCUGCAGCGUGCAAAGUUUUGAUUGAGUUCUCUUUGCUGCGCCUGGAGAACCCGGAUGAAGCAUGUGCAGUGUCACAGAAACACCUGAUUCUUCUAAUAAAAGGACUUUGCACUGGCAGUAGCAGACUAGACCGCACAGAAAUUAUUACUUUCACUGCAAUGAUGAAGUCUGCCAAACUGCCUCAAACUAUUAAGACCCUCUCCGAUGUGGAGGAUCAGAAGGAGGUGCCCAGUGUGGUGAACCCAGAGCUGCGACACAAAGAAGUACAGAUGAACUUCUUUAAUCAGCUGACUUCAGUUUUUAACCCCGACCUUACCACCAUGUUGGCCUCGCCUUCAGCACACACACAGACUGAGAGUGAUUGCGAGGACCAGACCUCUGAUCAAGCUGUUCAGGCCAAAAUGAAGAAUGCAUUUGUCUCUCAGAAUGUGUCAAGCUUACAAGAACUGGGUGGGUCCGAGAAGCUGCUGCGAGUGUGUCUCAACCUGCCGUACUUCCUACGUUACAUAAACCGUUUCCAAGAUGCCGUGUCCGCAAACUCGUUCUUCAUCAUGCCCGCCACAGUUGCUGAUGCCACAGCUGUCCGCAAUGGAUUUCAUUCACUGGUGAUCGACGUAACUAUGGCUUUGGACACCCUCUCUCUGCCUGUACUGGAACCAUUGACACCAGGCAGACUACUGGACAUGACUGUGCUGGCUUUGAGCUGUCUCUAUGCUGGUGUGAGCGUAGCCACCUGCAUGGCCAUUCUGCAGGUAGGAAGCGGCUUGCAGCUUCGCUCUUCCUCUACUGGGACUAAAGAGGAGGACUAUGAAAACGACGCUGCAACAAUAGUCCAGAAAUGUUUGGAGAUCUACGAAAUGAUUGGGCACGCUAUCAGCAAUUCUCGUCGAGCUGGAGGAGAGCAUUAUCAGAACUUCCAGCUGCUCGGAGCGUGGUGCCUUUUAAACAGUCUAUACCUGAUUCUUAACCUGAGCCCCACAGCCCUGGCAGAUAAAGGCAAAGAGAAGGAUCCAUUGGCGGCCUUGCGUGUCCGAGAUAUUGCCGCACGCACCAAGGAUGGUGCGGGGUCACCUAAAUUGGGUCCUGGCAAAGGACACCAAGGAUUUGGAGUUUUGUCAGUAAUCUUGGCCAACCACGCAAUCAAGCUUUUAACAUCACUUUUCCAAGAUUUGCAAGUUGAAGCUUUGCACAGAGGUUGGGCGAGUGAUGGACCACCAGCUGAGCUCAACAUCAUGGCACAGAGUACUUCUAUCCAGAGGGUCCAAAGGCUCAUUGACUCCGUACCGCUGACCAACCUGCUCUUCACCCUUCUCUCCACUGCCUAUAAGAAGGCUUGUGUGCUCCAGCGUCAGAGAAAAGGGUCAGUCAGCAGUGAUGCCAGUGCGUCCACUGAUUCCAACACCUACUAUGAGGAUGACUUCAGCAGCACUGAGGAGGACAGCAGCCAAGCAGAGAGAAGACAGGAGAAGACAUGUGCAGCUUGUGUCUCAGAUGAUGACAGUGAGCCCAUCCUGGGACUUUGGUUUGAAGAGACUAUCUCACCUACCAAAGACAAAGUAGCUCCUCCUCCACCUCCACCACCCCCUCCCCUGGAGACCUCUCCCAGGCUGAAGAGCCCCAGCAAGCAGAAUACAAGCGAGAAUGGCAACAUUUUGGCGGGUCGUAAAGAUCCAGAGCUUUUCCUCAGUUUGGCCUCCAGCAUUUUGAACUUCAUGACCACUUCCAUGCUGAAAUCCAGGAACAACUUCAUCCGCAACUACCUGAGUGUGUCUCUAACAGAGCAACACAUGGCAACCUUGGCCAGCAUCAUAAAAGAUGUGGAUAAAGAUGUGAAAGCAUCAUCAGAUGAGGCAUUUUCAUUAGCGCUGUAUCACUUCAACCACACUUUGGUAACAUCAGACCUGCCAUCCCCAGCCCUGCAAAACACCCUCCUUCAGCAACUAGGUGUUUCACCCUUCUCAGAAGGUCCUUGGCCUUUAUACAUUCACCCUCAGUCACUUUCAGUCCUCUCUAGACUCCUCCUCAUAUGGCAGCACAAAGCCAGUGUCCAAGGAGAGCCAGAUGUGCCCGAGUGUAUGAAAGUCUGGGAAAGAUUUCUGGGAACGUUGAAGCAGCACACAAUUCAGGGAUCUGUUCAGGGAGAGGAUGACCUUAAUGUGGAGCACCUUCAGCUUAUGCUACUGCUCUUCCACAAUUUGUCAGAGCGUGGCCAUAGAACAGUACUCACGUUGGUUACCCAAGCCAUCACUGAAGUGGCACAGAGUAGAGACAGCCAGCUGAAGGCUGUGCCCCUCAACCUUGCUCGCCUGCUGCUGGUUUUUGACUACCUGCUGCGACACUACUCCAAGGCUCCCUUGUACCUUUUUGAACAGGUGCAGUACAAUCUCCUCACUCCUCCAUCAACUGGACCAAGUUCUCUGAAUGAUGGCAGCAAGCGCAGCAAUCUUCCGCUUUACUAUGGCUUUAGAGAGGUGGAGGAGAACUGGGCAAAGCACAGUUCAGCCAAUUCAAAUGCUCAGCCAAAAUUCUACUGCGUUUUGUCCCCUGAGGCAUCUGAAGAUGACAUCAGCAGACUAGAUAGCAAGGUAUUUUCAAAGCUGUUCAAUGGAGCAGUGAAUUACGAUGCACUUUAUGCUUGGUUAAUCUCACUGCUGGCAGCUGGCUCUCAGUUUGACACAUCAAGAAGGCAGGAGAACAAACCCAUCACUCCUAUGGAGGCCUGUUCCCUUCAGUACUUUUUCCUAGUGCUGUGGAGGAUCCUGGGGGCUUUGCCACCUUCCAAAGCCUACAUGGAGCAGCUCAAGUCUGGGUGUGAGGAUCCCAGUGAAAGUGACAUCCUGCACACUUUGCGAUGGUCCUCGCGUCUUAGAGUGCCUAUUUAUGUGAACUGGAUCAAGGAACACUUGGUGAAGCAGGGAAUGAAAGCAGACCAAGCAGCCACUUUGAUUGAAAUGACUGUCGCUAAGUGCAGCACAGUUAAAUAUGAUGUCGAGCUGGCGGAGGAGUACUUUGCCAGACAGAUUUCAAUGUUCUCCAGUGUAGAUCCAAAUGUUAUUGUUCAGCUCGAUCAGCUGCCCUCACUACAAGCCAUCUACACGCUAGAUGCAGUCAUCUCUAAAGUGCAGGUCUCCCUGGAUGAACAUUUGUCAAAGGUUGCCAUUGAAACAGACGCUCACAAGUCGUCAGAGAUCACAAAGAACUUGAUGUCUGCCACGCUACAACUUGCAAAUGUCUACACAACCUUUACAAAGUCCUAUCUACUAAUAAACAUCCCAGAGGAAGGGGAAAACAAGCUGACAGAUGCCAAGCUCCAAGGUUAUGCUGCUGUGCUGUCCAUCGGCUCCACUCGCUGCAAAGCCAACCUGCUGGGGCAAAAUAUUAUGCAGAACUUACCACCAGCUGUUCAAACGAUAUGUGAGACAUGGAAUGGCAUCCAUACCAACGAAUUCCCCAACAUUGGAUCUUGGCGAAAUGCAUUUGCCAAUGAUACCAUUCCAUCAGAGAGUUACAUCAGUGCUAUCCAAGCAGCGCACCUAGGAACUCUGAGCUGCCAGUCUUUGCCUCUGGCAUCCUCUCUGAAACACAUCCUGCUGUCUUUGGUUCGCGUCUCCAGUGACCUUAUUGUCACAGAGGAGCUGAAUCCUACACAAAUAGUGCAAACCUUGAUGCCCCUUCUCCUGGAGAGCAGCACUGAGAGUGUGGCAGAAAUUAGCACCACAUCACUGGAGCGCAUCCUUGGUCCGUCUGAGUCGGACGCCUUCCUCGGACGCAUCUAUGAACGUUUGGUGACCGGGUGUUAUAACAUCAUUGCAAAUCACUCAGACCCCAACAGUGGUUUGGAUGAAUCUGUACUUGAGGAGUGUCUUCAGUACCUUGAAAAACAACUGGAGAGCGUACAGGUCCGCAAAGCCAUGGAAGAGUUCUUUUCCUUCAGUGGUGAGCUUGUCCAAAUUAUGAUGGCGACAGCCAACGAAAACCUGUCUGCAAAAUUCUGCAAUAGGGUGCUGAAAUUUUUCACAAAGCUUUUCCAACUAACGGAAAAGAGCCCAAACCCCAGUCUGCUCUGUCUUUGCGGCUCCCUGGCACAGCUUGCUUGUGUGGAACCCUCACGGUUGCAGUCCUGGCUGAAGCGCAUGACAGCCAGCCCACCCAAGGACUCCGAGCAGCUGGAAAUAGUACAGGAAAAUCGUCAGCUUUUGCAGCUCCUUACCACUCAUAUAGUGCGGGACAACAGCCAGGUGGGGGAAGGAGUGUGCACUGUCCUCCUUAGCACACUAAUCCCCAUGGCAACCGACAUGCUGGCCAAUGGGGAUGGAACAGGAUUCCCUGAGCUUAUGGUCAUCAUGGCGACUCUGGCUAGUGCUGGGCAAGGAGCAGGCCACCUGCAACUGCACAGGGCAGUUAUUGACUGGCUUGCCAGAUGCAAAAAGUAUUUAACUCAAAAGAAUGUUGUGGAAAAAGUGAGCACAAACACGUCACAGGGAAAGCAUGCCAGCAUGCUGGAAUGCUCCUGUCACAUCAUCUCUUAUCUGGCUGAUGUGAUGAAUGCCUUAAGGCAAAGCAAUGGUCAAGGUAGCUCCACAUUGUUAAUGGAUGGAGAAGAGAAAGCCAUGGAGGUCGAUUCGGAUUGGGUAGAAGAACUAGCUGUAGAGGAAGAUGACUCCCAGGCAGAGGAUUCUGAUGAAGACUCUCUUUGCAACAAGCUCUGCACCUUCACCAUAACUCAAAAAGAGUUCAUGAACCAGCACUGGUACCACUGUCACACCUGUAAGAUGGUGGAUGGGGUAGGUGUGUGCACUGUGUGCGCCAAGGUCUGUCAUAAAGACCAUGAGAUCUCCUAUGCCAAAUAUGGUUCUUUCUUCUGUGACUGCGGUGCCAAAGAGGAUGGCAGCUGCCAGGUGAGACCGAAUACUUCAGGUCAUCAUGGGAAGAGAACAACAGCGGCCUUAGUAAAACGUAGCCCAAGCAGUGGCAUAGGCUCUACUCUGAAGGAAUCCUCUGCGUUCCAAAGCGAAUUGCGCAUGCCAGACAGUAGUGGUCGCCACCAGAACGCAUCACCAUGUGACAAAGGCAAGGUGACCAUCUGUGAUGGCAAACCUGGUGAUGAGGACAGACCCAAGAAAAGCAGUGUGUGCAGGAGUAUUGAAGGCUGCCAGGAAGAGCUGCUUUCCCAAGUGAAUGCAUCGUCUACUGCGGCCGUCAUACUUGAGAUGCUCAUGUUUUUAAUGGAAGCCAUCCAGACCAACUUCCAGCAAGCAUCGGCAGUAGGAAGCAGCAGCCGGGCACAGCAAGCCCUCAAUGAACUUCACACUCAAGACAAAAGUGUGGAUAUGACAGAUCAAUUAAUGGUCCCCACUCUUGGCUCUCAAGAAGGGGCUUUUGAAAAUGUGAGAAUGAACUACAGUGGCGACCAGGGACAAACAAUCCGCCAGCUUAUAAGUGCUCAUGUGCUUAGGCGCGUUGCCAUGUGUGUCUUGUCAUCUCCUCAUGGCCGCCGCCAACACCUUGCAGUCAGCCAUGAAAAGGGAAAGAUAACAGUACUGCAGCUGUCCACCCUCCUGAAGCAAGCUGACUCAAGCAAGAGGAAGCUGACGUUAACGCGUCUGGCCUCUGCUCCUGUCCCUUUCACUGUCCUCAGUCUCACAGGCAACCCUUGUAAUGAAGAUUACCUGGCUGUGUGCGGCCUCAAGGACUGCCAUGUGCUUACAUUUAGCAGCACAGGCUCUGUGUCAGACCAUCUGGUGCUGCACCCACAACUCGCUACUGGCAACUUCAUAAUCAAAGCGAUUUGGUUGCCUGGCUCGCAAACAGAGCUAGCAAUCAUAACUGCUGACUUUGUUAAGAUUUAUGACUUAUCUGUGGAUGCACUGAGUCCCAUGUACUACUUCCUCCUGCCAAGUUCCAAGAUCCGUGAUGCUACGUUUCUUUUCAAUGAGGAGGGAAAAAACAUCAUUGUCAUCAUGUCUUCAGCGGGUUACAUGUACACCCAGGUUAUGGAUGAAUCCAGCAGUGCUCAGCAUGGCCCUUUUUAUGUCACAAACGUGUUAGAUAUAACCCAUGAAGACUUGAAGGAUAGCAACGGUCAGGUUGCUGGAGGUGGGGUGUCAGUUUAUUACUCCCAUGUGCUCCAGAUGCUCUUCUUCAGUUACAGCCAAGGAAAGUCCUUUGCUGCCACAGUGAGUCGAAGCACCACUGAAGUACAGCGACUGUUCACAAUCAAUGUUAAAGGAUCCAAUGGCAGCAGCAGUAAAAUAUCACCGGCUCUUUGCCAAUGGUCUGAGGUCAUGAACCACCCAGGGCUGGUUUGCUGUGUGCAGCAGACAACAGGCAUACCACUGGUUAUUAUGGUUAAGCCUGACACCUUCCUGAUUCAGGAAAUUAAAACUCUGCCAGCCAAAGCUAAGAUUCAAGAUAUGGUAGCAAUUCGACACACUGCCAGCAAUGAGCAACAGCGCACAACCAUGAUUCUUCUCUGUGAGGACGGAAGUCUGCGAAUCUAUAUGGCCAAUGUAGACAACACCUCCUACUGGCUGCAGCCUUCACUACAACCCAGCUGUGGCAUCAAUAUCAUGAAGCCUGUCCGUAAGCGCAAAGCCGCUGCUACUGCAACCCGAACCUCCAGUCAGGUGACAUUCCCAGUAGACUUUUUCGAACACAACCAGCAAUUGACAGAAGUAGAGUUUGGUGGCAAUGACUUGCUGCAGGUCUACAAUGGACAGCAGAUCAAACACAGACUCAACUCUACUGGGAUGUAUGUGGCUAAUACCAAGCCUGGGGGAUUCACUGUGGAAGCGGUCAACAACAACACUUCAAUGGUGAUGACAGGCAUGCGGGUGCAGGUGGGCACUCAGGCCAUUGAAAGAGCUCCCUCCUACGUGGAGGUCUUUGGCCGUACAAUGCAAAUAAAUCUGACAAGGGCCCGCUGGUUUGACUUUCCCUUCACGAGGGAGGAAGCGCUACAGGCUGACAAGAAGCUGUCAAUCUUCAUUGGAGCAUCAGUUGACCCAGCUGGAGUCACCAUGCUGGAUUCAAUCAAGAUCUAUGGAAAAACAAAAGAGCAGUUUGGUUGGCCUGAGGAUGCACCAGAAGACUUCUCCUCAGCCUCGGUUAACAACGUUUGCAGUCCCAACCUCAACCAGGGCAACGGCUCCUCUGAUGGAGACGUCGCUACACCAACCACCACCAGUGGCACUGUGUUGGAGAGUUGUGAAAUUGAGUCCUUAUCGACCUUGGACCGGUUAGUUGUCAGUGCUCUUGAAGCUCUGGAAAGUUGCUUUGCGGUUGGAUCGUCAAAUGAAAAGGAGAAGAACAAGGCUGCUGCAUUGGAGCUGGCCACUCUACUCUUGUCUAUGCCAACACCUGCAGGUGUGCAGCAGCAGACCAAGGGACUUCUUGCCAGUCUGCACACAAGUCGCACUGCCUACCACAACCACAAGGACCAGUCCUUGCUGAGUAAUGCAGUGCAGUGUCUGAACAGCUGCAGUCGUGAGGGUAAAGAACUGGACCCUGAUGUCUUCCAGAGACUUGUGAUCACCGCCCGCUCCAUUGCGAUCAUGAGGCCCAACAAUUUGGUGCAUUUUACAGAAUCAAAAUUACUUCACAGUGAUUCUGACUUGACAGAGGAUGGGCAAAAACAGUUGGAAGGCGAAAGCCAUAAUUUUAUCUCACAACUGAUGAAUAAUUUUUGGAAGCUACAUUCUCUGAAACCUAAGAAUGCUUUUCUCGCUCCUGCUUGCCUGCCCGGAUUAACUCAUGUGGAGGCAACCGUAAAUGCCCUUGUGGACAUCAUACAUGCAUACUGCACCUGCGAGCUGGAUUACAUCAACAUGGCCUCCAAGAUCUACAUGCAAAUGUUACUCUGCCCUGACACAGCAGUGAGCUUUGCUUGUAAGCAGGCACUAAUCAGAGUGCUGCGGCCCAGAAACAAGCGCCGUCAUGUAACCCUUCCGUCCCCCCCACGUUCCAACACACCCAUUGGAGACAAGGACGAUGAGGACGAUGAUGACGCAGAAGACAAAAUGCAAUCAUCGGUGCUCACUGGCGGAGAGGAGGGUAGACCGGAUAGUCAGGAGCAGAAUGAAGUGGACAACGGUGACUUUGAAAUGGUGCUCACAAAUGAGUUACAUCCAGGGUUAUUUGUGCUUCAGUCAGAAUCUAUGGUCCUGGAGACACCCGAGAAUGUGAACAAUGGAAAUCCAUCUCCUCUGGAAGCAUUGCUGGCUGGAGCCGAGGGUUUCCCCCCUAUGCUGGACAUCCCUCCUGAUGCGGAUGAUGAAACUAUGGUAGAGCUAGCCAUUGCUCUCAGCCUCCAGCAGGAUCAGCAAGGGAGUAGCAGCAGCGCCCUUGGCCUUCAAAGCCUUGGCCUAUCUGGUCAAGCCCCAAGCUCCUCGUCACUGGAUGCUGGAACACUAUCUGACACCACUGCGUCAGCCCCGGCAUCUGAUGAUGAGGGCAGUACUGCUGCUACUGAUGGCUCUACAUUGCGGACUUCCCCAGCUGAACAUGGCGGCAGCGUUGGCUCAGAGAGUGGAGGUUCUGCAAUCGACUCUGUUGCAGGGGAGCACAGUGUGUCAGGACGCAGCAGUGCAUAUGGGGACACAACAGUGGAAGGCCAUCCUGCAGGUCCGGGGAGUGUGAGCUCCAGCACCGGCGCCAUCAGCACCACUACAGCCCACCAGGAAUGUGAAGGCUCAGAGGGAGAAGGCGAGACAGAAGGAGACAUCCACACAAGCAACAGGCUUCACAUGGUUCGUCUGAUGCUAUUGGAGCGACUGCUACAGAACCUUUCCCAGCUCCACAAUGUUGGUGGGGUUCAAGCCAUUCCUUACAUGCAAGUGAUCCUCAUGCUGACUUCUGACCUUGACGGGGAGGACGAAAAGGAUAAGGGUGCCUUGGAUGACCUGCUUGCACAGCUCAUUGCUGAGCUCGGCAUGCACAAGAAGGAUGUUGCAAGAAAGAAUGAUCGCUGCCCUAUGAAUGAAGUACACCUGGUCAUCAUGAGACUGCUCAGCGUUUUCAUGUCUCGGACAAAAUCUGGUUCCAAAUCCUCUUCUGAGGUACAAAAUUAUUCUCUAACGUCAUCCUCACUGAUUUCCAACGCUACUGCGACAGCCUUGCUCAGCCUGGGCUCCAUCGAUUAUUGUCUCCAUGUGCUCAAGUCCCUGCUGGAGUUCUGGAAAAGCCAGCAGGGUGAAGAAGAACCUGUCGCCACCAGCCAGCUCCUUCGCCCACACACAGCCUCCUCUCCCCCGGACAUGAGCCCCUUUUUUCUGCGCCAGUAUGUCAAGGGACAUGCUGCUGAUGUGUUUGAAGCCUACUCGCAACUACUUACUGAAAUGGUGCUCCGGCUGCCAUAUCAGAUCAAAAAGAUUGCUGACACCAACCCACGCAUCCCACCUCCUGUUUUUGACCAUUCCUGGUUCUACUAUCUCUCUGAAUAUCUGAUGAUCCAACAGACACCGUUUGUCAGGAGGCAGGUCAGAAAGCUGCUGCUGUUUAUCUGCGGCUCCAAGGAAAAAUAUCGUCAGUUGCGGGAUCUGCACACUCUCGACUCCCAUGUGCGCAGCAUAAAAAAGCUUUUGGAGGAGCAAGGCAUCUUCCUCCGGGCUGGAAUUGUCACUGCGUCUUCUGGCUCAGCUCUGCAGUAUGACACGCUUAUCAACUUGAUGGAACACCUUAAAGCUUGUGCUGAAAUCGCCACGCAGAGGACCAUCAACUGGCAGAAGUUUUGUAUGAAAGAUGACUCGGUGUUAUACUUCUUGCUCCAGGUCAGCUUUCUAGUUGACGAGGGGGUUUCCCCAGUCCUCUUGCAAUUGCUCUCAUGCGCACUGUGUGGCAGCAAGGUGCUGGCCAACUCCUCCUCUUUGUUCUCUGGAGGUUCAUCAAGUAGCAGCCAGGGAGCAUCUUCACAGUCCUCUCAGAGCAAAUCCUCCAGUAAAAAGAGCAAAAAAGAGGACAAGGAGAAGGACAAAGAUGGUGAAGGAGUUGGCAGCCAGGAGGAUCAGUUGUGCAUGGCUCUGGUCAGUCAGCUCAACAAGUUUGCCGACAAGGAGACACUUAUUCAGUUUUUGCGCUGCUUCCUGCUGGAGUCCAACUCAUCAGCUGUGCGCUGGCAAGCCCACUGUUUGGCAUUACAUAUCUACAGGAACUCAAGUAAAACUCAGCAGGAAUUGUUGCUUGAACUCACUUGGGCCAUCUGGCCAGAGCUCCCAGCUUAUGGCCGCAAAGCAGCACAGUUUGUAGAUCUUCUUGGGUACUUCUCACUCAAGACUCCGCAGACAGAGAAAAAGCUGAAGGAAUAUUCCCAGAAGGCUGUGGAAAUCCUGCGAACCCAGAACCAUAUACUGACAAAUCACCCAAACUCGAACAUCUACAACACUCUGUCGGGCCUUGUGGAGUUUGAUGGGUUUUAUUUGGAAAGUGACCCCUGCUUGGUGUGCAAUAAUCCUGAAGUUCCCUUUUCGAAUAUCAAGCUGUCCUCUAUCAAAGUGGACACCCGCUACACAACCACACAGCAGGUUGUCAAGCUCAUUGGCAGCCAUACCAUCAGCAAAGUCACUGUGAAGAUUGGAGACCUGAAACGUACCAAAAUGGUCCGCACUAUUAACCUCUACUACAACAACAGGACUGUACAAGCCAUUGUCGAACUUAAGAACAAGCCUGCACGCUGGCAUAAAGCCAAGAAAAUGCAACUGACCCCAGGUCAAACAGAAGUGAAAAUUGACCUGCCCUUACCAAUUGUGGCAUCCAAUCUCAUGAUCGAGUUCUCUGAUUUUUACGAGAACUACCAGGCCUCCACAGAGACGCUGCAAUGUCCACGCUGCAGCGCCUCUGUGCCCGCCAAUCCAGGUGUGUGUGGCAACUGUGGUGAGAAUGUCUACCAGUGCCACAAGUGCAGGUCCAUCAACUAUGAUGAAAAGGACCCCUUCUUGUGCAACGCCUGUGGCUUCUGCAAAUAUGCCAGAUUUGAUUUCAUGUUGUAUGCUAAACCAUGCUGUGCUGUGGAUCCUAUUGAGAAUGAGGAGGACAGAAAAAAAGCCGUGACAAACAUUAACACCCUACUGGAAAAAGCUGACCGUGUCUACCAUCAGCUGAUGGGUCACCGGCCUCAACUGGAGAGCCUUUUGUCUAAAGUCAAUGAGGCAGCGCCAGAGAAGCCACAAGAUGACACAGGAGCAGCUGCAGGUCUUGGUACAUCUUCUGCCAAUGUGAACAGAUAUAUUCAACAGCUGGCUCAAGAGUACAGCGGCGACUGUAAAACAUCAUUUGAUGAACUCUCCAAGAUAAUACAGAAAGUGCUCGCAUCUCGCAAAGAACUGCUGGAGUAUGAUCUUCAGCAGCGAGAAGCUGCCACUAAGUCAUCCCGAAGCAGCAGCAGCCACCAGCCGACUUUCACUGCCAGCCAGUACCGCGCCCUCUCCGUGAUGGGAUGUGGCCACACCUCCUCCAAUAAGUGCUAUGGCUGUGCCUCUGCCGUCACAGGCCACUGUAUCACGCUGCUGCGGGCUUUAGCCACUAACCCAGCCCUCCGACAGAUUCUCGUCCUCCAGGGGCUCAUCCGUGAAUUGUUUGAGUACAACUUGCGGCGAGGUACAGCAACCAUGCGAGAAGAAGUGCGUCAGCUUAUCUGUCUUCUUACCAGAGAUCAUACGGAGGCCACUCAGCAGAUGAAUGACCUCAUCAUCGCCAAGGUUUCAGCAGCCCUUAAAGGUCAUUGGGCCAAUCCUGACCUGGUCAGUAAUCUGCAAUAUGAAAUGUUGCUGCUGACUGACUCCAUCUCAAAAGAGGGAGGAUGCUGGGAGUUACGCCUGCGAUGUGCCCUCAAUCUGUUCCUGAUGUCAGUUAACAUCAAAACGCCUGUUGUUGUGGAGAACAUCACGUUAAUGUGCUUGAGAAUCCUGCAGAAGCUAAUUAAACCGCCCGCCCCCACUAGCAAAAAGAACAAGGAUGCUGCGACUGAAUCCCUGACCACUGUCAGACCCUACUGCAAUGAAAUCCAUGCUCAAGCCCAAAUGUGGCUCAAGAAGGAUCCCAAAGCUUCGUAUGAGGCCUGGAAAAAAUGCCUCCCUGCAAGAUGCCAUGAGUUGAUGACAAAACCGCCAGGGAAGGCUGAGUUGCGGAAGCAGUAUCUGCUAGAGAAGUAUGUGUGGAAGUGGAAGCAGUUCAUGAAGUCCAGAAGAGGGGAAAGUCUUUUCCCUCGCUUGCUUAAGCUGAGCCACAACAACUGGCUGCGACAGGUCCUUUUCACACCUGCCACUCAAGCAGCUAGACAGGCAGCUUGCACUAUUGUGGAGGCUCUCACCACAAUCCCGAGUCGCAAGCAGCAGGUCCUGGACCUGCUCACCAGUUAUCUGGAUGAGUUGAGCUCGGCUGGAGAGUGUGCAGCAGAGUACUUGGGUCUUUACCAAAAGCUGAUCAAACCAACACACUGGAAGGUUUACCUUGCAGCACGAGGAGUCCUGCCCUACAUUGGCAACCUCAUCACCAAGGAAAUAGCCAAUUUGCUUUCCCUGGAGGAAGCCACACUGAGCACAGACUUGCAGCAAGGCUAUGCCCUCAAGAGCUUCACAGGAUUACUCUCAUCAUUUGUUGAAGUGGAGUCCAUUAAGCGGCAUUUUAAGAGCAGACUGGUUGGCACAGUUCUCAAUGGCUAUCUAUGUCUGAGGAAGCUGGUCGUGCAGCGUACCAAACUCAUCGAUGAGACUCAGGACAUGCUGUUGGAGAUGCUGGAGGACAUGACCACAGGUACUGAGUCAGAAACUAAGGCCUUUAUGGCAGUAUGCAUAGAGACAGCAAAGAGAUACAAUCUGGAUGACUACAGAACGCCCGUGUUCAUUUUUGAGAGACUCUGCAGCAUCAUUUAUCCUGAGGAGAACGAGGUGACAGAGUUCUUUGUAACCUUGGAAAAGGAUCCUCAGCAGGAGGAUUUCCUCCAGGGACGCAUGCCCGGAAACCCUUACAGCAGCAACGAGCCAGGCAUCGGCCCCCUAAUGAGAGACAUUAAGAACAAGAUCUGCCAAGAUUGCGACCUGGUGGCACUCCUUGAGGAUGAUAGUGGCAUGGAGCUUCUGGUGAACAACAAAAUCAUUAGCCUGGAUCUCUCUGUAGCAGAAGUCUACAAAAAAGUCUGGUGUCCAACAAAUGAGGGUGAGCCAAUGAGAAUCAUUUAUCGAAUGAGAGGUCUGCUAGGAGAUGCAACAGAGGAGUUCAUUGAAUCACUGGACUCAACCACAGAUGAGGAGGAGGAUGAUGAGGAGGUAUACAAGAUGGCAGGAUUCAUGGCACAGUGUGGUGGACUAGAAUGUAUGCUCAACCGGCUAUCAGGAAUCAAAGAUUUUAAACAAGGACGACAUCUGCUCACUGUUUUACUAAAGUUGUUCAGUUAUUGUGUAAAAGUGAAGAUCAACAGGCAGCAGCUGGUCAAACCAGAGAUGAACACACUUAAUGUCAUGCUGGGAACUCUAAACCUCGCUUUAGUUGCAGAACAAGAGAGUAAAGACAGUGGUGGGGCUUCUAUAGCAGAGCAAGUGUUGAGCAUCAUGGAAAUCAUUCUGGAUGAAGCUAAUGCAGAGAUAUCAGAGGACAAGGGUAAUUUGUUGCUUACCGGAGACCAGGAUCAGCUCGUCAUGUUGUUGGACCAGAUCAACACUCCAUUUGUGCGCUCCAACCCCAGCGUGCUGCAGGGGCUGCUUCGCAUCAUCCCAUACUUGUCUUUUGGUGAACUGGAGAAGAUGAGGAUCUUGGUAGAGCGCUUCAAGCCGUGUUGCAGCUUUGACAAGUAUGAUGAGGAACAUAGUGCUGAUGACAAAGUGUUCUUGGACUGCUUCUGUAAAAUUGCUGCUGGAAUAAAAAAUAACAGCAAUGGCCAUCAGCUGAAAGACCUUAUUCUGCAAAAAGGAAUCCCACAGAGUGCACUGGACUAUAUGAAGAAACAUAUCCCGAAUGCCCAAAAUCUGGAUGCCGAUGUCUGGAAGAAGUUCCUCUCUCGACCUGCCCUACCUUUUAUUCUCCGAUUGCUCCGUGGUUUGGCGGUGCAGCACCCUCCCACGCAGGUGCUUAUAGGCACGGAUUCAAUCACCAACCUGCACAAGCUGGAGCAAGUUUCCAGCGAUGAAGGCAUUGGCACGCUGGCGGAGAACCUUCUGGAAGCACUGAGGGAGCACAGCGACGUCAAUCUGAAGAUCGAGGCGGCUCGCAGGGAGACUCGAGCUGAGAAGAAGCGUAUGGCCAUGGCCAUGAGGCAGAAAGCUUUAGGAACCCUCGGCAUGACCACCAAUGAGAAGGGUCAGGUGGUGACCAAGACUUCACUGUUGAAGCAAAUGGAGGAGUUGAUAGAGGAACCAGGCUUGACUUGUUGUAUCUGUAGAGAAGGUUACAAAUUCCAGCCCACCAAGGUCCUGGGUAUUUACACUUUCACAAAGCGAGUGUCCUUGGAUGAAUUUGAGAACAAGCCUCGCAAACAGCAGGGCUACAGCACUGUGUCGCACUUUAACAUCGUCCACUACGACUGCCACCUGGCAGCUGUCAGGCUGGCCCGUGGGCGAGAAGAAUGGGAGAGCGCCGCUCUCCAGAACGCCAACACCAAGUGCAAUGGACUGCUUCCCGUUUGGGGGCCGCAUGUCCCAGAAUCAGCAUUUGCUACUUGCUUAGCAAGACACAACACAUAUCUGCAAGAGUGCACCGGCCAGCGUGAGCCCACAUACCAACUGAACAUCCACGACACCAAACUCCUGUUCCUUCGCUUUGCUACCGAACAGUCCUUCAGCGUGGACACGGGCGGAGGCGGCCGAGAAAGCAACAUCCACCUUAUUCCUUACAUCAUCCACACUGUGCUCUAUGUGCUCAACACAACAAGGGCUACUUCCCGCGAAGAGAAGAACCUACAGAGUUUCCAGGAGCAGCCUUGUGAAAAAUGGGUGGAGAGCUCGUAUGAGGUGGAAGGGCCACACUACUACACCAUCUUGACCAUGCACAUCAUGCCGCCUGAACGCUGGAGGACCUCACGCAUGUACUUCCUACGAAGACUCCUGGUCAACGCACACGCCCGCAAGGUGUCGUCAAGCAGCAUCAACAAACUGACAGAUAAGUCACCAAAGGAAUAUGCAGUCUAUCGCUCGCCUCUCCUCUUCUGGGGCCUGGUGGAUCUCGUCUAUGAUAUGUUCAGGAAAGUGCCCACUAGCAACACAGAGGGGGGCUGGUCCUUCUCGCUCGCAGAAUAUGUCCGUCACAACGACAUGCCCAUCUACGAAGCCUCGGAGCGCGUGCUGAGGGCUUUCCAGGAUGAACUCAUGCCUGCGGAGUCCCUGGCAGAGUUCUUCGACGUUGUAGGUCUUCUCUCAGAAAUCCCCGACCCGGACCUCUUCCUGCUGGAUUUGUUGAACUCUGUGCCCUGAUGGCAGUCUGAUCCAAUCACACCUUCCCAAAUUCAUCUACUAUUGGGUAUAAUCCAAAACAAAUCCAUCUAUCCUCUGUGUACACGCACACACAGGAACACUUAAUUAACCAUACUCACCUUCCUCCCCAUAUGAAAUGUUCCAUUUAACCUAAAUAUGUGUCAUUAAAACUCCUCACUACUUCAGCACUUAUCUAAGUAACAGAAAACAAACAUCUACACUUAGCUCAAGUCACGUUUGGCCUUCAUUUCCUUGCUGUGACUUAACAUGGUCCUGCUACAUGAAAAGAGUGAUAUUUCAGUUUAUCUUAUUCUGCUUCUUUUUUUGUUUUUUUGGUGGUGUUAGUGAGUGUUUAAAAGUGGCACAACUUACAAAAUGGUUGCCAACUCACUGUCCUUAUGGUUUUCAUAAUGGUCCUAACUGGAAUUUAAGUGACACAAAAAAGGAUGUUUCUUUUUUUUUUUUUUCAUUUGGUGUGAAUGAUUAAGAUUUACUUUAUUGACCUCCAGAAGCAAAAAUAAUAAACAAAAACAUUUAGGUCAAAGAGUUCAUCUGUUGCCGUGAUGUUCAACCUGUUGCAAUACAUAAUAAAGCAGUUAUAUCCUUAAUCACCUUCAAAUGGU